UCAGACACACUCUGGCUGGCUGGCCACAAAGGAGGAUUACUUAUUUACUGGGGAUAUAUAACCUGCUAAGCAUGGCUCCUUGCAACAGGAUUGAGGAGGACUUGGACCACCACAUGGGCAAAGAUACAAGAAAGCUGAGGAAGCCCGUCAUUGAGAAGCUGAGGCGAGACCGUAUUAACAGCAGCAUCGAGCAACUGCGGCUCUUACUGGAGAAAGAGUUCCAGAAAAACCAACUUCCCUCCAAACCGGAGAAGGCCGACAUACUGGAGAUGACUGUCAGUUUACUAAGAGAUCAGCUCCACAGGGCAACGAAAGCCAUGGCUCCCUGCAAACCAGCUUUCCCAUCAUCGAUGAAGGAAGCGAGCUUUCCUCCAAAUAACAAAUACUCAGCUCUACCAGAGGGCUUCUGGAGUGAGCCCAACAAAUUGAGGUCCACAAAAGAGAACGUCUGUCAUCCCCUCGCCAACUUUAACCAAGGAGGCAAACAGGCAGCUCAGGCUUGCAACGCAGAAGAUUUGUGGCGGCCAUGGUGAACAAAAUGGCCGCCCUUUGGCCUGUUUUCUACAUUGAGCAACUAAUUAUCAGGUCUUACAAAAAAAAACUUACAAGAAUUUUUUUUCUAAAGACUACAAAAAGAAGGAGAGAAUCUUCGCAUCUAAAGUCUUCCAAGACAGCUAAUUAUUUUUUCAUUCGAAUUUUUAUAUAUUUAUAUAUUGUUGGGUUUUUAUUUCUCACAAGGACACAAUUGUGUGUUAUACACACGCUACUUAUUUUGUACACAGACGUUGCGACCAAGAACUGGAGCAUUUCCAAGAAUCAUGGCUGGGUCCUUGUAUCUUCGAGCGUCUAAAGAGAUCGCCAGUAAAGCGUCUUUAUAAUUCAGAAAAAUUAAGCAGAAUUUUACGCCUCUUGUAUCGCCUUAUCCAUCAAGCAUCGGCGUCUUACGUAGAUAUUAUUUCUUCUAACGUUUGACCCAAAGUUUGAAUCAAAUGUUAAUUUGGUAAAACAGGAUGGCGCUCUCGGGGCUCCUGCUUACAUUGCGAACGUGUUUUGUAAAUGAAGAGUGCGUCCUUUGUCUAUGUUUUGGGUGAACAGAAAGGAGCGUGGUGCUUUUUUUUUUUUUUUUGACAUGCAGAUGAAGCCAUUUCCCUUCAGAGAAGGACCGCACGCUCAUCUCAUGUCUCAUCCGAUUAAUAUGUGUUGGGAAGUUUUGGCAAAGGUGCUGAAAUCGAAAGUUCUUUUCUGAGAAAAGUGUUUGUUUUUGUUUGUUUGUUUGUUUGUUUUUGAAAAUGUGUUUUUUUUUUAUGUUUUUUGUUCUGCUUUUGCACCUUUUUUGAAUGGCAAUAUAUACAAAAAGGUGAUCAAUAAAUUCUUUUUGUAAAAAGUCA
Messenger RNA from Rana temporaria (common frog), 1388 nucleotides. Its product is annotated as transcription factor HES-7-like. Gene Ontology annotation, cellular component: nucleus. Bases 72 to 533 code for a protein of 153 amino acids. The record is from RefSeq and is a predicted model, not a curated record. Gene Ontology annotation, molecular function: protein dimerization activity; RNA polymerase II cis-regulatory region sequence-specific DNA binding; DNA-binding transcription factor activity, RNA polymerase II-specific. The transcript is spliced from 3 exons. Gene Ontology annotation, biological process: regulation of transcription by RNA polymerase II; regulation of neurogenesis; anterior/posterior pattern specification. NCBI's taxonomy places the organism in Eukaryota, Metazoa, Chordata, Amphibia, Anura, Ranidae.